Molecule: messenger RNA, 461 nt
Organism: Antechinus flavipes (yellow-footed antechinus)
Lineage: Eukaryota; Metazoa; Chordata; Mammalia; Dasyuromorphia; Dasyuridae
Product: ubiquitin
Exons: 1
Coding region: 69-446 (125 amino acids)
Biological process (GO): translation; protein ubiquitination; modification-dependent protein catabolic process
Cellular component (GO): ribosome; nucleus; cytoplasm
Molecular function (GO): protein tag activity; structural constituent of ribosome; ubiquitin protein ligase binding
Source: RefSeq, a predicted model, not a curated record
UUGCUAACCGGGAUCGGGGUCGGCAGCGGGGCCAGGAGCACGAAGCCAGGGGGCGCAGCGUUGCAGAGAUGCAGAUCUUUGUGAAGACCCUGACGGGCAAGACUAUCACUCUUGAGGUCGAACCCAGUGAUACUAUCGAGAAUGUCAAAGCCAAAAUCCAGGACAAGGAAGGUAUCCCUCCAGAUCAACAACGUCUGAUUUUUGCUGGAAAACAGCUAGAAGAUGGCCGGACUCUCUCCGACUACAACAUCCAGAAAGAGUCCACUCUGCACUUGGUGCUGCGUCUUCGAGGAGGCAUCAUUGAGCCUUCCCUUCGCCAGCUGGCCCAGAAGUACAACUGUGACAAGAUGAUCUGCCGCAAGUGUUACGCCCGCCAGCGCAAUCAGUGUCAACUAAGGAACUCCAUGACUUGGGUCUGGAGAAGAUGGGAAUACCCCAAUAAAUAACUUUACUGGCAGGGA